Molecule: messenger RNA, 1412 nt
Organism: Lepisosteus oculatus (spotted gar)
Lineage: Eukaryota; Metazoa; Chordata; Actinopteri; Semionotiformes; Lepisosteidae
Gene: klf9
Product: Kruppel like factor 9
Biological process (GO): regulation of transcription by RNA polymerase II
Molecular function (GO): RNA polymerase II cis-regulatory region sequence-specific DNA binding; DNA-binding transcription factor activity, RNA polymerase II-specific
Source: RefSeq, a predicted model, not a curated record
CCGGGAUUCCGCGAAAUAGGUUCUCUAAGAAGAGCACUCUGAAAUGUUGCUCAAGAUCUAACAGAAACAUGUGAGUCAGGAUCGUGAGUAAGUGCUGCCGUAUCCUGUUUCGCGCAACCGCUUCUUCAUUUUAGAAAUAUUGUCUGUGAAUAAAAAAUAAGGACUUUCAUAAUUGCCUGGUGAGGCACUACACGAGUAUUUUUUUAGGUUUAAAAUGUACCCUGCUUCUUUUGAAACACACUGAAAGGAGACACGUGUGAAGGCAGUAGCAGAUGGGACUUCUGAGAGCCACAUGCUCUCAGAAGAGAAGUCAGUGCUAGUUCGUGUCUGCACUUCGGUGAACGCAUACAUAAGAAUACACAGAAGACAUGUCGGAUGUUGACUUUGCUGCCGAGUGUCUGGUUUCCAUUUCCAAUCGAACAGCGGUACAUCCUUGCCCUGAUCUCAUGAUGUCUGAGGACAUUCCGAAAGAAACUCAGGAAAACAGAGCCAUACUCAUGGCUGCCAUGAUUUUGCUGGAUUUAAACAAGCGCAGUCCCCUUACGGCUAUCCGCAGUGUUGCCGCGAACACUGCCAAAACCGCGAGUGGACUCACCUCCGAGGGCGCCGUGAGCAAGCACCGGGAGGCCCGAGCGACCCGGGUGAGCGGCGACAAGGAGAAGCCGCUGGGUUUCAGACCGACCUCGGGCAACGAGCUUACUGGGUCCCGCCUGCCUUCGGGGAAGAGGCACUGCUGCCCCCACGCAGGAUGUGGGAAAAUCUAUGGGAAAUCGUCCCAUUUGAAAGCUCACUUCCGAGUCCACACCGGCGAGAGGCCCUUCCAGUGCACCUGGGCUGGCUGCUUCAAGAAGUUCUCUCGUUCGGACGAGCUGACGCGACACCAUCGCACGCACACCGGCGAGAAGAGGUUCCGCUGCCCGCUCUGCGACAAGUGCUUCAUGCGGAGCGACCACCUGACCAAGCACGCCCGGCGCCACGCCGACUUCCACCCCAGCAUGAUCAAGAAGGCCAGCUGGAGGACGCGGUCGUCCGGCUCCUGGUCUUCCUCUGAGUCAGGGGAGCAGGGCCCUGCCAGCCGCUGAGCUCCGCCUGCAGGAGGCGAUUGCGGCACAGCACCACAACCAGACCAACACAAGGGAGUAAUGAGGCCUCCACGUGGAGGGACAGACACCAUUGGCAGUUAACUGUUCCUCCCUGUUUAUCUUUAAUUCUUCAUCUUCUUUGAUCCAGGAUCUAAUAAAUGGGAUUGAAGGAGCAUCUUAAAGGGAGCAUAGAUCUGGACAAUGCCUAACCUUUCUGCACAGGGCAUAUAUCUGCUUUUCACAUUUGAAGACUGGACUGCAAUGUGUUCGAGGUCAUUACACAGGAGAGCUCUGUCUCUUAGGCACAGAUAAAGAGUUGUUUAAAUAAGA